AGAGAGUGUGUUGGGUAAAGUAGGAAGAGAGAGAGAGAGAGAGUAAAGUAGGCGGGAGGGAUCUUGGCAGAGAUGGCGAGAAAGAGGUGUUAGGAGUUGGGGCUUGGCAACCAGGCAUCAUUUCUCAGAGAGAAAAAGCAGCUUUUGGUACCGUUUUGGUUGAGACAGAGUGAAACUGAACACUAUUUUAGAGAGAGAAAAACUUGUUGGCCUUAUCGCAGGAGGGGUUUAUCUGUACUAUUUUCAGAGGAAUGUCCGCAUAAAGCUGGUCUUGUUCAGCUGUGCAUGUGAUGGUUACAAAUGGAAGAGUGCAUUUUCACUGAAAAAUUCAUUUGUUCCAGCUAUAUAUAGGUGAAGAUAUGGAAUAUCUGGCACUUGACUCUGACUCAGACUUCCUCAUGGAAUCCUAUUCAUCUCUGGAUCUGAAUGGAUUAGGAAAAGGGUUCUCUGAAUGCCCACGUGUACUUUCAGUUCUCUCAUCAGUUCUCGAGGGAACUGUUCUAAAGAAUGCGAUAGCCUUGGAUGUAACAAAGAAGCAAAAGAGGCUCACAAUUUUUGAUGGGUUAAGACCACCCAGUCUGUGCAUCCGGCAAUAUCUUGAGCGCAUAUUCGAAUACUCAAGUUGUAGCCCCUCAUGCUUCAUCCUGGCAUACAUAUACAUGGACCGGUUCAUUCAUCAACAACCUGAAGUGCCUCUCACUUCCCUCAAUGUUCAUCGGCUUUUGAUAACGAGUGUGAUGGUGGCAGCAAAAUUCAUUGACGAUGCGUUCUUUGAUAAUGCAUACUAUGCCAAAGUUGGAGGAGUGAGUACGACUGAAAUAAACAGAUUGGAGUUAGAGCUGUUGUUCACUCUAGAUUUCAGACUGCAAGUCUCGAUCGUGGCAUUUCAAACAUGCUGUGCCCACUUGGAAAAAGAGGCUGGAGGAUACCAAAUAGAGCGCCCCCCAGUAAAACUCUGUAAAUUGAGAGGGGUAGCAGCAAGGAAAAAGGAAGACCCAAAUGAUCAUGCACUAGUUCGAAUUAACCGAUGCAAUGCAGUAUGAUAUAUUUAAGUGAACAAAUGGAUGAG
This is a messenger RNA of Amborella trichopoda, 1069 nucleotides long. RefSeq names its product cyclin-U4-1. The record is from RefSeq and is a predicted model, not a curated record. NCBI's taxonomy places the organism in Eukaryota, Viridiplantae, Streptophyta, Magnoliopsida, Amborellales, Amborellaceae. Gene Ontology annotation, biological process: regulation of cyclin-dependent protein serine/threonine kinase activity. Gene Ontology annotation, molecular function: protein kinase binding.